UCGGAGAAGGGCCCCAAAGCCAAGAGUAUUGGAUAUAAUACAAAUUGGGAGCCCUACCUGACCUCUAGAGAAUGUGGACCGGAUAUAAGAUCUUAAUCUUUUCCUAUCUUACCACAGAAAUUUGGAUGGAGAAACAGUUAUCUCAAAGAGAAGGAACUGAUUUCACUAGGAAUCACACCAUUUUGGAAAGUCCUCGAUUCAAAAGAUCCACUUUCAAAGGACAAUACUGUAGAAAUUUUCGUUGUUGUGAGGAUAGAGAUGAUGACUGUGCCACUCAGUUCCAUGAGGCAAAUGCACUGUGUUACUGUGAUAAAUUCUGUGAAAGGGAAAAUUCUGAUUGCUGUCCUGAUUACAAGUCAUUUUGCCAUGAAGAGAAAGAAUGGCCUCCUCACACAAAACCUUGGUAUCCGGAAGGUUGCCUCAGAGAUGGCCAACCUUAUGAAGAAGGAUCAGUAAUUAAGGAAAACUGCAAUUCCUGCACAUGCUCAGGACAGCAAUGGAAAUGUUCCCAGCUUGUAUGCCUUGUUCAACCAGAACUAAUUGACGUGUCAAAAGGAGACUAUGGAUGGACAGCCCAGAACUACAGCCAAUUCUGGGGAAUGACUUUAGAAGAAGGUUUCAAGUAUCGUCUUGGCACCCUGCCACCUAGUCCCAUGCUUCUGAGUAUGAAUGAAGUGACAGCUUCUUUACCUGCAACAACUGACCUUCCAGAGUUUUUCAUUGCUUCUUAUAAAUGGCCUGGAUGGACUCAUGGCCCAUUGGAUCAAAAAAAUUGUGCUGCAUCAUGGGCAUUUUCUACUGCAAGUGUGGCAGCUGACCGAAUAGCAAUUCAGUCCAAAGGUCGAUACACAGCUAAUCUAUCCCCUCAGAAUUUGAUCUCUUGCUGUCCCAAGAACCGUCACGGAUGCAAUAGUGGAAGCAUCGAUAGGGCUUGGUGGUUCCUGAGAAAACGUGGACUGGUAUCCCAUGCAUGCUAUCCACUUUUCAAGAACCAAAAUGCUACCAAUCAUGGUUGUGCCAUGGCGAGUAGGUCUGAUGGGCGGGGAAAACGGCAUGCCACAAAGCCAUGUCCCAACAACAUUGAGAAAUCAAACAGGAUCUACCAAUGUUCUCCCCCAUACAGAGUCUCUUCCAAUGAAACUGAGAUAAUGAAAGAAAUCAUGCAAAAUGGACCAGUUCAAGCCAUAAUGCAAGUCCAUGAGGAUUUCUUCCAUUAUAAGACAGGGAUAUAUAGACAUAUUACCAAAAAAGCAAAUGAAGAAUCAGGAAAAUAUCGAAAGCUUCAGACACAUGCCGUCAAACUCACUGGAUGGGGCACACUGAAAGGGGCACAAGGACGGAAAGAAAAAUUUUGGAUUGCUGCCAAUUCCUGGGGAAAGUCAUGGGGAGAGAAUGGCUAUUUCAGGAUUCUUCGAGGAGUAAAUGAAUCUGACAUUGAAAAGUUGAUUGUCGCAGCUUGGGGCCAACUGACAAGUUCAGAUGAACCAUAACAUAUCAUUAAAUUUCCAUAAGGCCAUGCACUUAAGUAACCCCUUAAAUUGAAAUUAAGCAAAGUAAGGUUCUCUGUGACAGUGGAAUCUUUGUCUCUCCACAUUGUUAUUAUAAUGUGCCUAUUUUCUUGUUUCACCCCAGGCUCCCUGCUUCUGCUUCCUUCAUAUCACUAAGUAUAUAAAAACACUAACAGAGGACAGCAGAGUAGCUAAAUGGCUUUAAGGUUCUCUGGCUGUCUUUUUCUUUCUCUCAAGAUAGUAUUCUUUUUGACUUUGAUAGUUCACAAAAGUGUAACAGUGCUUGUCUUAAAAAUUCAUGGUAUUCCUUUGUAGAAAUGAAGUAGUUUCUGUCUUUAACAAAUGAGGAUUUCAGACCAAAAAAAGCAAUGGAAAUACCAAUUUACCAUUUUCAUGAUUUUGUUUUCAGGCAAAUAGUGCUGUCUUUAUUCAAAUCUUGCUGAUAAUUUGCCAAAAGCAAUGGAAAUAGAUUAAUUGUUUCUCUCAAAAA
Molecule: messenger RNA, 1998 nt
Organism: Lynx canadensis (Canada lynx)
Lineage: Eukaryota; Metazoa; Chordata; Mammalia; Carnivora; Felidae
Gene: TINAG
Product: tubulointerstitial nephritis antigen
Biological process (GO): proteolysis
Cellular component (GO): lysosome
Molecular function (GO): cysteine-type peptidase activity
Source: RefSeq, a predicted model, not a curated record